AAAAGCUGUUAGCAGCUCCUGUGGCCAGAAGCUUCAAAACCAGCAGAGUUUUGUUCUUUGGGGGGUUGUAAUAAGAGACACUCCUUCACAAAGGUUCUUAUCAUCACAUAGGAGAGUGCUAUAUAUACUGGGAGAACAAUAGGCUGUAUUCUUUUUUGGUAUUAUCCAGAGAUCUGUUUUCUACUGCCCUGACUUAAAGCAGAGUACCUCUGUGGCCUGUCUUUCUCCUUUGGCCCCAAAAUGACAGUAAUCGCUGCGAUCAGUUGUGCUUUCUUGUUUUCCAUUCUCUGUGAAACAAGUGCAUUAGUGUUACCCAACUCCACUGACCUACUCCUGUCAAACAAUAAUUUCACUGACAUUGAGACGGCUUUGGCAGCUCAUCUGGACUCUGCAAAAAUUCCCAAAGCCAGGCGGAAGCGCUACAUUUCACAGAAUGACAUGAUUGCCAUUCUUGAUUAUCAUAAUCAAGUCAGAGGCAAAGUCUUCCCACCUGCUUCCAACAUGGAAUACAUGGUUUGGGAUGAAACUCUCGCCAAAUCUGCAGAGGCCUGGGCUGCUACAUGCAUUUGGGACCAUGGACCUUCCUACUUACUGAGAUUCUUGGGCCAGAACCUGUCUGUAAGAACUGGAAGGUAUCGAUCUAUUCUCCAGCUGGUAAAGCCGUGGUACGAUGAGGUGAAGGAUUAUGCUUUCCCUUAUCCUCAGGAUUGCAACCCCAGGUGCCCCAUGCGAUGUUAUGGACCCAUGUGCACCCAUUACACACAGAUGGUUUGGGCCACUUCCAAUCGUAUAGGCUGCGCAAUCCACACAUGCCACAAUAUGAACGUCUGGGGAUCUGUUUGGCGACGAGCAGUUUACUUGGUAUGCAACUAUGCCCCAAAGGGGAAUUGGAUUGGAGAAGCACCAUAUAAAGUUGGAGUCCCAUGUUCAGCUUGUCCUCCAAGCUAUGGAGGUUCUUGUACCGACAAUCUUUGUUUCCCAGGAGUAACAUCAAACUACUUAUACUGGUUUAAAUAAGUUAAGGUUUACAUUAUUUUUUAAAAAAAAAGAACAUGGAUGAGUAACAAGAAGCUUGUAUAUUGAAUUUUGCACAUAUUAUAUAGAGAGAGAUAUUGUAAUAAUACUCUGAUGUUUUCUUUUUGUAUGCUUUUGUAUAAUUAGCUUUCAAAGUAUAGUAUAAUUUGGUUUUAACACUUUGGGAUUUAAGACUCACAUUAACCCUCUUAGAUUAACAUUUUGUUAAAGGAGAGCAAACUAAUUUUCACCAUAGCAAGUGUAGCUUCCUGAAGAUUAAGGUCUAUUAAAAGCACAUUAAAAGAUA
Nipponia nippon (crested ibis) is the source of this 1321-nucleotide messenger RNA. RefSeq names its product peptidase inhibitor 15 (gene PI15). The record is from RefSeq and is a predicted model, not a curated record. Lineage: Eukaryota; Metazoa; Chordata; Aves; Pelecaniformes; Threskiornithidae. Gene Ontology annotation, cellular component: extracellular region.